UAUCCUCGUCCUCUCUUUCAACAGAUCCGCAGUUUCAUCAGCAUGAAGAUCUCGGGACGCACAUUCGUCAUCUCAGGCGGCGCAUCCGGCCUCGGGCGUGCCUGCGUCCGCGACAUCUGCGCCGACGGCGGCAACGCCGUGAUUCUCGACAUGAACGAGGACUUGGGCAACUCCCUAGCCGCCGAGCUCGGGCCAUCAGCCAAGUUCUUCGUCUGCGAUGUCUCCGACACAGAGAGCAUCGCCUCGGCAGUGAAAUCCACCGUCUCUUGGGUGAAAGAGACCGGCAAGCCGCUGGGCGGCAUCAUCCCCGCCGCCGGGGUGGGCCACCCCGGUCUCAUCCUGGACAAGCAGCUCCGCCCCGUGUCGCUCGAGUCAGUCGACUUCGUGCUGUCCAUCAACCUGCGCGGCACGCUCGACCUCGUGCGGCAGCUGCUGCCGCACCUGGCGGCCACCACACCGCAGGGACCGGAUAACGAGCGGGGCGUGGUGGUCAUGGUGGCCAGCGCGGCCGCGUUCGAGGGCCAGAUGGGCCAGGUGGCGUACGCGGCGAGCAAGGGCGCCGUGGCGGCCAUGACGCUGCCCAUGGCGCGGGACCUGUCGCGGUUCGGGAUCCGCGUGGUGACCAUUGCGCCGAGCAUGUUCGAGUCCAACAUGACGGCGGCCCUGUCGGACAAGGUGCGCGAGGGGCUGCAGAAGGCGAUGGAGUUCCCGCGCAGGGCCGGGCAGCCGGAGGAGUUUGCGUCGCUGGUGAGGCAGGCGAUUGAGAAUGUCAUGCUGAACGGGACGGUUAUUCGGUUGGAUGGGGCGACGCGGAUGCCGAGUAAGAUAUAGUGCCUAGUGGAAGGUCUUGGAGAAUCGCGGAACAGGACCUGCAUGUGCAAGUUUUCAUCCGAGGACAGGGGCUACCUGGGGCGGCAAUUGGAACCAACUUGAUGUGACUAAACUUCAUGUAAGGACGCGCUUCUCACCGCGCGACAGUCCCGCCAUGGCCUAAUACAGGCUCUCAACCAAGUCCUCCCCAUUUUCCCACCGCAGGAGAUUCUCAAUCUGCAUAUCGUACCAUGCAUCCAGCGUAGCCCCUUCCACAUAGCCCAUAUGUGGUGUCAGAAGCAC
This is a messenger RNA of Chaetomium strumarium, 1113 nucleotides long. RefSeq lists its product as uncharacterized. Bases 43 to 831 code for a protein of 262 amino acids. Gene Ontology annotation, molecular function: oxidoreductase activity. NCBI's taxonomy places the organism in Eukaryota, Fungi, Ascomycota, Sordariomycetes, Sordariales, Chaetomiaceae. The transcript has 2 exons. The record is from RefSeq and is a predicted model, not a curated record.